AUGACGAAUAGCUGGCGGGCUUUGGCUCGUAUGGCGAGGGAUCGUAUCGUACAGACCGACCCAGAGGACUUGUCCCUCGUACUGAGUCUCUGGUACCUCCGCGUCUCCUCCCUCGCCCGCCUCCGUCUCUUCAACCAAACCUCCGCAGAAACAACAAACCUCUUCACAGCCCUUCACUCCAUCCAACCCCCCUCCACACGCACCCACGUCUUCGAGCACCUCCUCCCCUUCGAGCUCGAAGUCAUCUACGCGCGUCUGAAAUACUGGGCGGGCGAUCCGCUCGGAUAUGUGGAUGCGUUGGCGGGGUUGAUGCGGAAGUGUAGGAGGAAGGCGAGGGGGGCGAGGGGGGAGAGGGGAAAGGCGGAUAGGGGGAUGUGGAUGGAGAGGGGGGCGAGGGUGGCGUUGAUUGCUGCGUCGCAGUUUAUUGAGAUGAAGGACUUCACGGCGGCGACGAACCUCCUCGAGCCGCUCCUGAAGCAGCCCGGCAGUAACAGCGACCUCCGCUCCGCCCUAGCCCGCAUCCACCUCCAAGCCGGCGACCUGUCGCAAGCCGAAAAACAGUUCGCGAUCGUGGCGGAGGACCCGGAGGUCGCUCAGGCGAGCAAGGAUAUGAAUAAGGCGUUGUUGGCGGCGGCGAGGGGGGAGUGGGAGGUCGGGAGGGGGUUGUUGGAGGGGCUUGUUGGAGGGGAUAGGGAGAAUUUUGCGGCCGUGAAUAAUCUCGCUGUGGCGUUGCUCGGUCAGGGCAAGCUGAAAGAAGGCAUCGAGGUGCUCGAAGCGGCACUGCAAGCUUCACCCGCGACGUUAACCAUGGCCGAACCGUUCCUCUUCAACCUCUCGACGUUAUACGAGCUGCGUUCGGCGGUCGCGGCGGAUAAGAAACGCAAUUUGUUGAUUGAGGUGGCGAAGUGGAGUGGGGAUGGGCUGCGGACGACGUGUUUGAAGAUGCCUGCGAAUUGA
This is a messenger RNA of Stereum hirsutum FP-91666 SS1, 957 nucleotides long. RefSeq lists its product as uncharacterized. Gene Ontology annotation, molecular function: protein binding. The record is from RefSeq and is a predicted model, not a curated record. The transcript has 6 exons. Gene Ontology annotation, cellular component: Golgi apparatus; TRAPP complex. Lineage: Eukaryota; Fungi; Basidiomycota; Agaricomycetes; Russulales; Stereaceae. The coding region runs from base 1 to 957 and encodes 318 amino acids.